UCUGGACGUGCUGAGCCUGGGGGUGCUGAGCCUGCGCGUGCUGCGUCUGGAGGUGCUCUCGGUGUCCCGCCGCGGCGGGAGCCUCUCUCUCCACAGCGGCUUCGUGAGUGGUACUCUCGGCUCUGUCGGGGUACUGCUGGGGCUUCUGGAGGUGCUGCUGGAGGUGCUGCUGGUGCUGGAGGUGCUGCUGGGGCUUCUGGAGGUGCUACUGGUGCUGGUGCUACUGGAGAUGCUGCUGGUGCUGGAGGUGCUGCUGGAGCUUCUGGAGGUGCUGCUGGUGCUGGUGGUGCUAGAGGUGCUACUGGAGGUGCUGCUGGUGCUGGAGGUGCUGCUGGAGCUUCUGGAGGUGCUGCUGGUGCUGGUGGUGCUGGAGGUGCUGCUGGAGGUGCUGCUGCUGCUGGAGGUGCUGCUGGUGCUGGAGGUGCUGCUGGAGCUUCUGGAGGUGCUGCUGGUGCUGGUGCUGCUGGAGGUGCUUCUGGUGCUGGAGGUGCUGCUGGAGCUGCUGCUACUGGAGCUGGUGUUGGUGGUGCUGCUGGGACUGGAGACCCUAGGGCUGAGGGUACCGGUUCUGUCUCUGCUGUUUCUGGAGGCGCUGUGCGGCCGCGACCGUACUACGUUCCGCUUCUUCAGCAGGUUCUUGGCUCCCAGCCUUCUCCUGGUCCUCCACCUCCUUCCCUGAGUCCACUGCCUGUCCUUUCGCUGUCGCAGUUACAGCCGGCCUCUCCGCUGCCUGGUCCUUCUCCUUACUCUGGCCCGAUUGGAGGUCUUACAGAGCGUCGUGAGCCUGAGUCGCGUCCUGUGUCGCCUGUGUCUCGUUCUACGUCUCCUGUCCGUUCUGUUCGCGCUGUUCGUGUCUCGCGUCCGCGUCCUCCUCCUGUCCCUGGCACCCACUCUAUGACUAUGCGUCCUUCUACUGCUCCACAGCGUGUCCCUCUGCCGUCUCCUCCUGCGUCCUCUCUUCCUGACGGUCCUGACCCUCCGUCUGACUCCCUUCGUGCUGCUAGACCUACUGUCACGCGCUUUCUGGCCACUGCUGUCACUGACCCUCUGUUUGAGUCCUCAGCUGCAUCUGCUCUUGUUGCCGAGCUUGUUGACUUUGCUGCCGCCUAUCGCCUAGAUUACGCUGCUAGUCUUGUUGCUGAGUCUGCGUCUGUGCCUGUCUGUCCUCCGUCCGUCGGGGGUGAGUGUGCUCUUGGCACGGACGUUCUUGAGGACAGACAGGAGGAGUUUGAGUGCUUUGCUGCUUCUGUACCUCAUCUUGUGUCCAUGCUGCUGACCCCUGAGGGAGACCCGGAUGCACUAGACAUCCCGACCCCGCGCUCUUACGCAGAGGCGAUAGAGGGUCCCUACUCCUCUCAGUUGCAGGCAGCCAUGGAUGCAGAGAUGGUUUCCUGGAAGUCCACAGGCACCUACGUAGACGAGGUUCCCCCACCUGGGGCGAACAUCGUCAGUGGCAUGUGGAUCUUCAGGGUGAAGCGGCCGCCGGGUUCUCCGCCUGUCUUCAAGGCGCGUUACGUUGCACUUGGCUUCAGUCAACGACAGGGAGUUGACUUCUUUCAGACCUUCUCCCCUACCCCGAAGAUGACCACUCUUCGGGUACUGCUGCACGUUGCUGCUCAGCGUGACUACGAGCUCCACUCACUUGACUUCAGCACAGCCUUCCUGCAGGGCAGCCUGCACGAGGAGAUCUGGCUGCGCCGCCCACCUGGCUUCACUGGGUCGUUUCCUUCUGGUACCCAAUGGAGCCUCCGGCGGCCAGUCUACGGUCUCCGCCAGGCACCCCGUGAGUGGCACGACACACUCAGGACGACUCUUGCUUCUCUUGGUUUUGCUCCUUCCACUGCUGACCCUUCUCUGUUUCUACGUACUGACACUACUCUGCCGCCGUUCUACGUUCUCGUGUACGUAGACGACCUCGUCUUUGCUACUGCUGACACUGAGGCACUUGCCCACGUGAAGUCCGAGCUACAGAAGAGACACACGUGCACAGACCUGGGUGAACUGACAAGCUAUCUUGGCUUGCGGAUCACCCGGGACAGAGCACAGCGCACCAUUACCUUGACUCAGUCACACAUGGUGCAGCAGGUCCUUCAGCGCUUCGGCUUCACGUACUCCUCGCCACAGUCCACUCCUCUGCCUACCGGUCACUCGCUCUCAGCUCCACCUUCGGACGAGUCCGUAGAGCCGAGUGGCCCGUAUCCAGAGCUUGUGGGCUGCCUCAUGUACCUGAUGACCUGCACACGACCUGACCUCGCAUACCCUCUCAGCCUUCUGGCUCGCUACGUGGCUCCCGGCAGGCACCGAAAGGUGCACUGGGAUGCUGCGAAGAGGGUGUUGCGAUACUUGUGCAGUACAUCGGGCAUGGGGCUAGUGCUUGGAGGACGGGCUCGAGUUGUCCUCACUGGUCACGCUGACGCCUCCUGGGUUGACGACUUGGCUACGCAGCGGUCGUCACAGGGUUACACCUUCAGUCUUGGCUCCGAUUCUGUCUCUUGGCGGUCUACCCGCUCUUCUUCCGUUCUCAGCUCCAGUUGCGAGGCUGAGAUCUACGCUGGGGCCAUGGCUGCACAGGAGCUACACUGGCUCACCUACCUGCUGACCGACUUGGGAGAGGCGCCUCGUUCUCCUCCAGUUCUGUACGUCGACAACAAGGCCAUGCUGGCCUUGUGUCAGGAGCACUGA
Closterium sp. Naga37s-1 is the source of this 2682-nucleotide messenger RNA. The record is from the annotation of a GenBank genome assembly. NCBI's taxonomy places the organism in Eukaryota, Viridiplantae, Streptophyta, Zygnematophyceae, Desmidiales, Closteriaceae.